AUGUUCCGUACAUUUCCCUGGGUUGAUUUAUGCAAAGCAUAUUUGAUAGAGGCAAAGUGGUAUUACAACAAUUAUAAAACAACGCUUGAGGAGUACCUAAACAAUGGAGUUACUUCAGUAGGAGGCAAAGCCCUUCUCACUCAUACAUUUUUCUCAUCCCCAUUAACUUUUCCAAAGGAAGCUUUAUAUUUCUUUUCACAGCAUCCAAGUCUCUUAGAUUGGUCAUCGGUUAUUUUUCGACUUGCCGACGAUCUCGGUACUUCAAAGGAUGAAUUAGAGAGGGGUGAUGUGCUGAAAUCAAUGGAGUGUUACAUGCAUGAAACCGGCGCUUCUGAGGAUGUGGCCCGUGAACAUAUAUGGAAUAUGAUUGAUGAAACAUGGAAGAAGAUAAAUAAGGAAUUAAUGAGUAAUGAUUUUCUUCUUCUUCCCCAGGGUUUUAUUAGAGCAACUGUAAAUCUUAUUCGAACGACACAGAGCAUAUAUCAAUAUGGAGAUGGCCAUGGUAGAACCGACGAUGAGACCAAGAAUCGAGUCACAUUGUUGCUGUUUGAACCAAUUCCAUUGGUGGAAGCUUAA
Messenger RNA from Telopea speciosissima, 576 nucleotides. RefSeq names its product myrcene synthase, chloroplastic-like. Bases 1 to 576 code for a protein of 191 amino acids. The transcript is spliced from 3 exons. Gene Ontology annotation, molecular function: terpene synthase activity; magnesium ion binding. Lineage: Eukaryota; Viridiplantae; Streptophyta; Magnoliopsida; Proteales; Proteaceae. The record is from RefSeq and is a predicted model, not a curated record.